Molecule: messenger RNA, 1595 nt
Organism: Striga asiatica
Lineage: Eukaryota; Viridiplantae; Streptophyta; Magnoliopsida; Lamiales; Orobanchaceae
Source: the annotation of a GenBank genome assembly
AAAUAAACCUGAAUGGGGUGGGAAUGUUGUAUCAGGUUGCUCGGUCGCUGUAAUGGCUUCUUCUUCCACAUUUUCUGCGUGGGCCUCUAGCAGAAGUAUACUUACCCCUAAGGCAACUAAGUACUACACUGAGCAUAUCUGCAAUUAUCAAAACGGCUGUCCUCUUAGACAAACACAUCAUGCUGCGUCUAUAGCUGCAUCUACCGGAACAUCACUCUCAAAGUCAUCUCUCAAGAAUGGAUUCAAAUGCCGGGCUCUAGAGGUGGAGACCCAGCCUUCCAUUUCACAGGGGAAGAAGUUUCAACUCGAGGACAUCAUCGAGGCCCAGCAGUUUGAUCGGGAAACUCUGAUUUCCAUAUUCGACGUUGCACUUGAGAUGGAGAAGGUUGAGAAGAACUCACCUGGGAGCCAAAUUCUUAAAGGUUAUCUGAUGGCCACCUUAUUUUACGAGCCCUCAACCAGGACCAGGCUCUCAUUUGAGUCUGCCAUGAAACGUUUGGGUGGGGAAGUUUUGACCACUGAGAAUGCACGAGAGUUCUCAUCGGCUGCAAAGGGGGAGACCCUUGAAGAUACUAUAAGAACGGUGGAAGGGUACUCUGAUAUAAUAGUGAUGAGGCAUUUCGAAAGUGGUGCUGCUAGAAGGGCGGCAAGCACAGCUGGUAUUCCGGUUAUUAAUGCUGGAGAUGGCCCGGGACAGCAUCCAACUCAGGCCUUGCUGGAUGUGUACACAAUUCAAAGAGAGAUAGGGAAACUUGAUGGCAUCAAAGUUGGACUCGUUGGAGAUCUUGCUUACGGAAGGACUGUCCGCUCGCUCGCCUAUUUGCUCGCCAAGUUUAAGGAUGUUAAAAUCUACUUUGUCGCACCUGAAGUAGUGAAAAUGAAGGAUGACAUAAAAAAUUAUCUUACAUCCGAAGGAGUUGAAUGGGAAGAGAGCAGGGAUUUAAUUGAGGUGGCUUCCAAAUGUGACGUGGUGUAUCAGACCCGCAUUCAGCGAGAAAGAUUUGGGGAAAGAAUUGAUCUUUAUGAAGAAGCCCGAGGCAAGUACAUUGUGAAUCGAGAUGUCUUAGAUGUGAUGCAAAAACAUGCAGUCGUAAUGCAUCCAUUGCCAAGACUUGAUGAGAUCACUGUUGAUGUGGAUAUUGAUCCAAGGGCAGCCUACUUCCGACAAGCAAAGAAUGGUCUCUACAUACGCAUGGCCCUCUUAAAACUUUUACUGCUUGGAUGGUGAAUCUUUAUGGUUGCAUUUUCUCCAUGGGGGCACAAAUAAUGAGUUUUGGAAUGUAUUAGUCAUUUAGUUUUGUCCAUCAGUCCAUUGCAAGUUUUGUGGUGGUUAUAUUAAACCUUCGUAGUGAUAUUAGAUUUUUAUGGCUGAGAAGGAUGCUAUGAUUAUUUAUCACUGCAACUUUGGUGCUUGGACUUGUAUUUCAAGUAGUUUCAAACAGAUUGUGCAAGAUCAAGUGGAGUUCUUUUGAUGGAAUCUUGUUUUUACACGGUCUAGGAAAAUAUGUGCAUGUCUAGAAUCUUUUUCAGAAUAUGUUUCAAAUAAAAGGUAUACAUUGUCAAAAUCCGUAUAUACAGAAUAUGUUAUUAUUUAC